Molecule: messenger RNA, 3379 nt
Organism: Belonocnema kinseyi
Lineage: Eukaryota; Metazoa; Arthropoda; Insecta; Hymenoptera; Cynipidae
Product: ATP-dependent DNA helicase Q5-like
Exons: 13
Coding region: 97-2910 (937 amino acids)
Biological process (GO): double-strand break repair via homologous recombination
Cellular component (GO): cytoplasm; chromosome
Molecular function (GO): four-way junction helicase activity; ATP binding; nucleic acid binding
Source: RefSeq, a predicted model, not a curated record
CAUCUGUCAGGGUUCUUGUGUUAAAUCUCAUGGAUACUUUAAAGUAAAUUAAAAGUAAACCGCAAUUCUUUCGUUUUUAAUUUCGUUGGGAGAAAAAUGUUGAAAUUGGCACUAAAAACGAAAUUUGGAUACGACGACUUCAAAGAUGAGACGCAAAAAAAAGCCACCGCUGCUGUUUAUAGAGGGGACAAGGAUGUUUUUAUUCGAAUGCCGACUGGGUCAGGAAAAUCUCUCUGCUUUCAGUUACCAGCUGUUUUAAAGGAAAAAUCUGUGACAUUAGUCAUUUCGCCAUUGAUCGCUUUGGUGAAAAAUCAAAUUGACUUCCUUGAGAGCAAAAAAAUCGUUGCUCGUGCAAUAAAUGCGAAAACGACGACAAACGAGAGAAAAGCAAUCAUAGACGAUCUAACUUCCAAAUAUCCAAAAAUUCAGUUGCUCUACGUGACACCCGAAAUGUGCAUCCAACCAAAUUUUAGGUCGAUCGUGAAAUCCUUGAGCAGCAACAAAUCACUCUCCUAUUUGGUAGUCGACGAGGCCCAUUGUCUCAGCCAAUGGGGCCACGACUUCCGGCCGAGUUACCGAAAGCUCUCCUACUUCCGGGAGUCUUUUCCGGAAAUUCCGGUGAUUGCUUUAACAGCAACAGCGACGAGCGAUGUGAUUCAGGAUAUCGUUUCAUCCUUGAAUAUGAAGAAUCCAUUGAUGAUCUCGACGCCAAUAUUUCGAUCGAAUCUUUAUUACGAUGUCUGGUUUAUCGACGCGAUAAAAAAUCCAAUCGCUCAUCUCAAAGACUUUGUUGUCGAAGCCCUUGGAUCUGAUGAAACGCCAGACAAGAAGGAGAGCCGAAAUUGCGGAAUUAUAUAUUGUAGACGAAAGGAGGAUACCAGUAAUAUUGCUGAGAAAUUGUCGAGUCUUGGAAUUCCGACUCUUGCUUAUCAUGGGGGGUUGAAAGGCAAGGAAAGGGAAAGCGUUCAGGAUAAAUGGACUUCUGGAGAAGUUCCGAUUAUCGCUGCGACCUGCAGUUUUGGAAUGGGGGUCGACAAAGGGCCCGUGAGAUUCGUUGUUCACUGGACUGUCCCACAAUCAAUUUCUGCCUACUAUCAGGAAUCGGGAAGAGCAGGCAGAGAUGGAAAGCCAGCCUUUUGUCGCGUCUAUUUUUCGCAGGAUGAAUGCAAUAUUAUUUCCUAUCUGAUAAAAGAAGCAAAAGGCGAAUAUUCGCAACUGCCGCCCAACGUUGCAAAACACAAGUGGAGCGAUUUUGAAAAAUCCGUUUCCUUUUGCAUGGACGUAAAAUGUCGUCAUGGAGUUUUUUCGAAAUAUUUUGGAGAUGCGAUCCCAGUUUGCAAAAAUUUGUGCGAUGUCUGCAAAGAAAAAGAUGCCGUGAAAGGAAGACUAACAGAGUUAGAAUUUAGUCACACGCGAGUGAAAAAGCGGGAAAAUUUUGACGACUGUUUCGGCCUCGCCAAGUACGACAAUGAAGCUUUUGACGACGAGGAUUCGGAAAAGUACGAAUUUUUCCGACACCAAGCGGAGGAGGAAAGGAAAAAAGCUGAGAAGGAUUUAAUCGAGCAACAAUUCGCAUUGAGGCGAAGCCAAAAAGUCGACGAGGAAAAGAAAAACGAGGAAGAUGGUAAAUAUUCUUACGUUCGCGCCGCGGAACACACUUCGAAAAAAAUUAAGGGACUGGCUGUUAAGACAAGGGAAAUGUUGUAUGAUCAACUCUACGAGGCAUUGUCGAAAAAUUUUAGAAUGUUCGACAUCAAUAAAACGAGCGAAGAUGUUCGAAAUUUGGCCCUUGAUUUGGAAUAUAAAAAUCUUUGCGGGACUCGACUCGCGAAUGCUUACAAGCUCAAUAUGCACAAGUUGGUUUCCGGAGUUGAAAAAUGCAACUCCAGUAACACUCUUCACGAAUCUUUGAAAUUCAGCAACUCCCCGAAAUCCCCAAAAUCCCCGAAAUCCCCGAAAUCCCCGAAAUCGCCGAAAUCCGAAAUGGACACAGAUUUCGAGUCCGAUUACCAAGAAGCCAAGGACUCCAUAGAGUCUGAUGAUAAUCUGGCGAAAGUAAAAUUCGACGGGUUCAAAACUGCCUUAGAAAUUUCCAAAUCCUCCGCUCAAAAGACUGAAAAAAAUCCCGACGAUUUGACCAAAUCAGCCGAACCUCACAGUACAAGAAAUGCAAAUACCUCGCCCCACAAAACCGACUUUAACCGAUUUCCGAACGAAAAUUCUCUGCCCGAUUUGAGCAAAAUCGAGUGUCUGAAAAAUAUCAAGUUUGACGGUUUCAAGUCUGCCUUGCAAAUGAUCAAAACCCAGGAGGCAGAGCGAGCAAAGGAGAAAGCCGAGAAGGAGAGAGCCGAGGAAAUGAAGAAGGAGGAGCAGGAGAGAGAAAGGACGGAGAAACGAGUCUCAGAAUCCGAGAAACGCAAGGAGAUUCUCAAGAAGUCGACUGGCAAGGAUUUGAAGUCGCAAAGUGUCAAAAAAUCCGGGAAACAUGCGCUUUUUGAUUGCGAACCUCGCGAAACUCCGAAGAAAAAAUUUGACGGUUUUCAGUCGGCUCUGGUGACGGCGCAGUCGGGAAAAGUCGCGGAAAAUGGAGAAAAGGGCCAGGGGAAGAGCGAAAAUUCGUCGAAGAGAAGGUCGAGGGUUGAGGUUGAGGUGUCGAGAUCAAAAACGAGCAGGAAUUACAAAAAAGAUGUGGAUGUUGCCAUGCACUGGAAAAUUUCCGAGAUUACGAAGAAAAAUUUACAGGAACAUUUUCCAUCGGCGGAUAUACCGGAUAGUGAUACGUUUAAGCAGAUUUGCCGGAAAAUGGUGCACCAGUUGCUCGCCAAAAGAAUGUCCGAGGAAAAGGACAUCCGGAUUUUUGUGAAAAAAAACUUGGCCUUUUUCAAAUCAAAGUUGCCGAGCAAAGCUUAAAUUAAGUUUUGCGGAGCUGGAUUUUUUAAUAGAAAGUCAGGAUGGAAUCUCUGAUUGUGAAGGUGCAUAGUAGUGUCUAUGAAGUUCCUAAUUCUCCUUAAAUGGCGAGGAUUUCUGUUAUAUUUAUUAUCUACAAAAGCUUUUUUUUCAGUAUAAGAUCGUGGUAAGGUAAAUUUUGUCAUUUUUAUUUUAUAAUUUAUAAUUUAUCGUUGAUGGAUUAUAAGUAAAUUUAUUAUUAUACAAAGAUGUGAGUAGACGUUUAUUGAAAUUAUUCUGUGAUUGUGUUCGUCAGUGUCAUGUAAAAUAUGUACUUAUUAAUAUUACUGAGGAACCAAUUAACUAACUGUAAUGAAUUUAUAGAGUUUUGUCAAAUAGAAAUUAAGUAACAUUUUUCGUGUUUCUUAUGUCUAAUUUGUAUCCGAAUUAGAUCUUUUUCCAUAGAGUACCUUUCAAUAAAAAAAUGUCUUUU